AUGACGCCCAAGGCGGCGGGCGCGCAGUGGAACCCAGCGGCGUGCAGCGGCUGGAACAAGACACUGCACCAUGUGCACAGCUCGCAAGGGCCGGAGAGCGGCGACGCCAGCGCGCCUCGCGGCGAGGAGCGAAGGCGGCGAGGUCGAAGCAGGGAGACUGCUGCGAUGCCAGGCGGGUGGUGGCAGAACCGACAAAGCCGUUGGAAAGGCAGGCUGCAGGACGCCAACCAGAAGCCUCCCACUGCCGUGGCCCCGUCGUCAUUGCCUGUGACGUUUUGCCUGCCGCGUCUUUCCCCGGUCUCGCUUCCCACAUUCCCACAGGGUGGCGGAUGGGAGCGAGCGGGUAGCGGCAGACAGGAGGGUUUCUGGACAAGCCACCGCCAUCAGCCGCCUGCCAUGUCCCAUGGUGACGCGGCCAGCCGUCGAAGCAAUCAAGAGCCAGCCAGGAUGAGGCCGGAAGCGCUUCCUAGGGGAUCGUCCGGACGCCCUGCUGUUCCCGAGAACGGAUCCCGGAGGGCGACCGCGGACGCAACUCCCCGGGGCGGCAAGUGCGGCGGCAACAAGGAGCUGAAAAGGCCGGGCUGCGUGCCUUGGCCCUUGUGGAUUGGAGGGAAGACGACCUGGGAGUUCGCGUGA
Gaeumannomyces tritici R3-111a-1 is the source of this 636-nucleotide messenger RNA. RefSeq lists its product as hypothetical. Lineage: Eukaryota; Fungi; Ascomycota; Sordariomycetes; Magnaporthales; Magnaporthaceae. The record is from RefSeq and is a predicted model, not a curated record. The transcript is spliced from 3 exons. Bases 1 to 636 code for a protein of 211 amino acids.